AUGGCUUUAUCAAAAGUUCGGCUUGCUGCAAUGUCGGAAUGCAAGAUUUGUUCAAACACCUAUCAUCAACCGAAACAUCUAAACUGUGGGCAUACUUAUUGCCAAGAUUAUUUAGACGGCAUUUUGGUGUUUAUGGAAGAUGGAAGUGCUGAACUGCCUUGUCCAGUGAGAUGUACUAAAAAGACAACAAUAACUAAGGAACAAACAACAUCUUCGUUAAUGCAGAUGUUCAUACUAACUAGCAUUUUGGACGAAGUGUUUUUAAUCCCUAACAUUUCAGUUCGACCUACCUAUACGCAAAUGUGGUUUGGAACGGGUCACCUGGUAAAAAAUGUUAAACCUAUAUGUCAACAAAGGGAAAAAUUCAAGCAGAUAAUCGGCUAUUCCUGUACAACAUGCAGUCUUCAUUCUUGUUCCAGCAAAUCAUACACCAAUGUCAUUUUUAAUCAAAAAUUACAAGAGCUCCAACCAUUGUGUAAACAACACAACUCUCUUGCAAAAUUUAUCUGUAUUGACUGUGCAAAUUUGUUUACCUGUGUGUAUUGCACACACAGACAACAUAAGAAUCACAGAAUCAAAUCAAUAGAUGAGAUUGGUCUGGAAACGAAAAAGUGGUUUCAAACAUCUAUCACUUCAUUCGAUGAAACAAAGGGAGUGUGGAAAGAAUUAACAAGGAAAUACGGUGACGCUCUAACAAAUUUGGAGAAAAAAAGAGAAGUAUUUCUUCUAAAAUUAAAAGAAAGGAAGUCAAAACGACUAGAAGAGUAUCUCAAAAUAUUAAAUAAAAAAGAAGAAGAUCUAUUGCGGAUAUUCGAUGAAAAAUCUAAAGAAUUUAAAGCAAAAUUGAUUUGUGAUGAUUUCGUUGGUGAUAGGAAAUUAGUUGCUGAAAAGUUGGAAAUUGAACAACAACUUCGCAGGCUAUCCUCUCUUCCAAAAACUAUCCCAAUAUUCAAUUCACAUCUUCAUCAAAUGAAAAAAGUAGAUUUUUCAGCAAACCUGUUGUGCGGAAUGAAAAUUUCAAUUGAUGACGUCACCAUUGUUGGUGUAGAUCCCAGUGAAUGUUCUGUUUAUGGAAACUUGAUUGAUGAAGUUAAAACUCAACCAAACCAUUCCCAAUUAGCAACUGAUUUAAUGUACUUAGUUGAAAGUCUGAAAGAGUACGAGAAACAAGAUAGAUAUGUGCUACUUGGCAUCUUCACUACUCAGCACCACAAUGAUCAGAAUCAGCCUUUGUUGUCAUUAAAUGAGGUGAAGGCAAAACAUAUCCAACUUGCUAAGAAAAGACACUCCUACGAAGAAAAUAAUGAUACAGAGUAA
Messenger RNA from Hydractinia symbiolongicarpus, 1317 nucleotides. RefSeq lists its product as uncharacterized. Lineage: Eukaryota; Metazoa; Cnidaria; Hydrozoa; Anthoathecata; Hydractiniidae. The record is from RefSeq and is a predicted model, not a curated record. Bases 1 to 1317 code for a protein of 438 amino acids. The transcript is spliced from 8 exons.